CACAGGUCGUUUCCAGUAGCUUUAUAAAGAGUCUUCUGUGAAGGCGUAUUCUGACUUCAGUGUUUCUGCCGUGCCACUCUGGACGGCCACAUGUGAGCUAAGAGACAAAUACAUUCAGUUCCAGGAUGAGUCUGAACUUCACAGUACCUUAUGACACUGGUGGAAUGUUGCACAAGUUUGAGUGGUUAGAUUUUACUUUCUUUGGGCUCAUGCUGGGAUCGUCAACAUUAAUUGGCGUCUAUUUUGGCUUCUGUGGCAAGAAAGAAGAUACCCCAAAGGAGUAUCUGCAUGGUGGAAAGACAAUGGGCACAAUUCCAGUGGCUGUGUCACUUGUAUCCAGCACGAUAUCUGGGAUCACAGUAAUAGGCGUACCAUCCGAGAUCUACAUGUAUGGAACCCUGUAUUGGCUAGUGUGCCUUUCCGCGGUCUUAACUGGGAUAAUCAACAGUUACUUCUAUCUGCCUGUGUUCUACGAAUUGCAGCUCACGUCUACGUACGAGUACUUGCAGCUACGGUUCAACGCAAGCGUCCGGAAAAUGGCGUCCAUUUUGUGUACCAUCUCUCUACUCCUCUACAUCCCGAUUGUUGUGUACGUCCCGGCAUUAGCACUCAGUCAAGUAAGUGGCUUCAGUUUGCAUUACAUCACUCCAGUGAUUUCCUUCAUCUGCAUCUUUUACACUGUGCUGGGUGGUAUGAAGGCAGUCGUAUGGACGGACUUCUUGCAAGGAAUUGUCAUGGUGGUGUCAAACGUCGCAGUUAUCGUCAUUGGCAUCAUCCACGUCGGUGGAUUCGCUGAACUGUGGGGCAGGAGCAUAAGUGGUGGAAGAAUACGGGUCUUCGAGUUCAACCCUUCACCCUUCAAAAGAAUGACAUUCUGGACUGUUGUUCUUGGGAACACUGUUGCCUGGAUGGGCCUAGCGGUAAAUCAAGCAAUGGUGCAGAAAUUCAUGUCUCUGUCAUCAUACUCGAGAGCAAUCAAAUCACUCAUUUUCUUUGUUCUUGGAUUAAUCAUAACCAAAUCUAUCACCUGCUUCACCGGUCUUCUUAUUUAUUCCACGUACCACGAUUGUGAUCCCCUUGAAGCAAAGGCCAUCUCCCAACCAGAUCAGCUGCUGACUUACUACGUGAUGGAUAUAUCCGGUUAUAUUCCAGGUCUGGCCGGACUCUUCGUAGCAGGAAUUCUUAGUGCAGCACUGAGCACCAUGUCAAGUAACCUCAACUCCCUCGGUGCUACCUUGUUCGAAGACUUCAUACGCCCGUGCAUGAGGGACAAAAUAGCCGAUAGAACGGCGAACAGGAUCGUCCAGUCUAUUGUCAUUAUAGUCGGCUGCGUCUGUAUAGCUAUUGUCUUUAUUGUUGACAAGUUGGGUGCAAUCUUACAGCUCUCGCUGAGUAUCGGGGGAGUGACUGGAGGAGCUUCACUGGGGCUGUUCUCUUUCGGAAUGUUUUAUCCAAGAGGAAAUUCGAAAGGUGCACUCGCAGGAAGCAUAAGCAGUUUGCUCUUCAUGUGUUGGAUGGUGUUCGGAACUCAGACAGCUAUCGCUAAUGGUUCCAUCAAGCACAGCGUGCUACCUAUGAGAACAGAAGGAUGCGGCCUCAAUGAUUCGACUCCAGCACCUCAGCAGAGUGACGCUGAGGCAGACGAUGUGUUUGUUUUAUACCGGGUCUCCUUCAUGUAUUACACUCUCAUUGGGAUGGCCGCGGUGUUUACAGUCGGUAUAAUCGUGAGUCUGCUGACAGAACCACCGAACCUGCGAGAUAUGAACCCAGCUCUUUUCACCCCUAUCGUCAGGCGCUACGUGGAGCGCAAGACUCGAAGAUGCAACAUCAAGGAAACUGCAGAAAUGGAGCGAUUGAACGUGACACGUGACUGAACCACUAAUUAAUAUUAGAAUUAUUUGUUUUUGUUUUUUACAUAAUUCAAUUAAUAAGAUUCACAUAAAUGUAAUAAAUUACAAGCUCUGCAUCAUCAUCAUCAUCAUCAUCAUCAUCAUUAUCGUUAUCAUCAUCAACUCACUGUAGAGUAUAUUAGUAGCUGUCCAAUUCCAAAGGAAGAAGCGGCCAGUAGUUAAAUAAAAGAGGAUAUUCCACUUAAAUGGCCACAAAAGCCUAUAUAAUUAUAUAACAAACAUAAAAAAGAAUUAAUAUUGUAUAACAUUUUUAGGAGUAUAUAAUACAGUGUCUGUAAAAGCCCACCAUAUUACCCUGUCGUGGGUCAGCUGACUCUCGCUCAUAUUCCUGUAACAUGUGGGUAUGUUUUACUAACAGGUUCGCGUUCUGUUGAGGUUUCUCAAUAUAAACCCAUUAUGCGUGUCCAGUUUCCGUCUAUGCAACUGCCAUUGGUUCAAUCGCCAGGAGCACAGAUCGUGAUGUCACUAAAUGUGUAAUCUUCCCACUUGCUUCCUCUGGGGCCAACACGUGUUCUGUCACAUCCUCCAUACAUGUACUUCCCCACUGGACGAGAAGUCAAAUUUAUGCGCAUAUAAUAGAAGAGGAAAUUUCAAGUUUUGCAUUUUCCAGUCUUUAUUUUUUUUAUAAGGGAAGAUAAAAGACUGGAGAUAUGUAAACAGAAAAAGAAAAUUAUAGCUAACUGCCCCACUUCCAUCAUGAUGAAUUAUAAAUUAAGGUAGUUAAUUUAUGUUACUCACUACAAAUUAUAUACAGUCUUUAAUUUUAAUAUCAACGUAAAUGAGCUGGUUUAAGUCUCAACUACUAUUUUUUUUCUGUGGCGCUACAGCCCCAAUUUGGGCCUAGGCCUACCUCCAU
This is a messenger RNA of Cryptotermes secundus, 2766 nucleotides long. RefSeq names its product sodium-coupled monocarboxylate transporter 2. NCBI's taxonomy places the organism in Eukaryota, Metazoa, Arthropoda, Insecta, Blattodea, Kalotermitidae. Gene Ontology annotation, molecular function: symporter activity. The record is from RefSeq and is a predicted model, not a curated record. The transcript has 13 exons. Gene Ontology annotation, cellular component: membrane. Gene Ontology annotation, biological process: transmembrane transport; sodium ion transport. Bases 126 to 1874 code for a protein of 582 amino acids.